Messenger RNA from Pediculus humanus corporis (human body louse), 1167 nucleotides. RefSeq lists its product as uncharacterized. Bases 1 to 1167 code for a protein of 388 amino acids. The transcript has 2 exons. The record is from RefSeq and is a predicted model, not a curated record. NCBI's taxonomy places the organism in Eukaryota, Metazoa, Arthropoda, Insecta, Psocodea, Pediculidae.
AUGGUGAAAAAUGAAGAUGAUGAAUGUAUUGCGCUCUUUAAUGAGUUGCAAAUAUCUGUAUUAACUAAAGCAAUUAACAUUACUCCUUAUAUUAAUUCUGUGACAUUAGGAAAAAAUAUUAGUGAUGAAACUAUUAAUGUGAAUAAUUCUAGUCCGAGUAGUAAAAUCAAUGAUUUACUGAUUCCAUAUAGCAGCACUCCCAAGAAAACUCCAUCACAUAAUUAUCAAAAGUCUUUAAAUUUCACUGUAAGUGAAGAAAACAAAGAAAAAAUUGGUGUGGUACCUGAAGGAAUAUCAACAACACCUGAUUCAUUAUGUGUCGGUUAUUCAAGUAAGAAAUUGUUAAAUGAAUAUGAUACUCUGAGACGUUUAACUGUUGAUAAAGUUAUGAGGGAAAGAAUUCAAAACAUGUAUGACACUAAAAGAUUAAUUAGAAAUGGUCUGGAGGAUUUACACCAGUCUAGGUUGGAGGAAGGAAUUACCAAAAGAAUGCUUUUAGAAAGUAAAAUUAUAAAUGAUAUUCAUAAAUUAGAAAUACUUAAUAAACCGAAAAAAGAAGCUCAACUUGAACAAGAUAAUUUAAAAGAAGCUCAAAGGAUUCAAGAGAGAAAUCAAAAAUUUAAAGAUGCAGAAGAAGAAGCGAGAAGGAAAUCGGAAGCAAUCCUUUUGAAAAAAAAGCAAACCUACAAAAUUUUAUUCGAUUCUCAAAAGGAGUAUAAUGAAGAAUAUAAAAAAAUUUUAGAAAUAAUUAAAUCGUGUAAAGACAAAGCUGCGAUGACUGAAUUAGCAUCUAAACAUUCUAAAAUAUUAAAAGACUGUGCAAUACUAUUUGAAACCCUAAUAAAAAAAUCUAAAGAAGGAGAGGUUUUAGAAGAAGAUGUAAUUAAUGCUGUAAAAUCAGUUAAAACAAUAAAAUUAAUGCAUGAAUUUUUUAUUAAAGAAGUGACUAAAAUUAAUGAGGCAUAUGUAAACAAACAAGAGAGUGAACAAAUCAAAAUAACUAGCCCGGAAGAAGUACAAAAAGAAAUUCAAAAAUUAAUGAGAAACGAGGCAUUUAGUCGAGCUGUGGUUAAGUCGAUCGUGGGUCAUUUAAAUCAUAGUCCAAACACAUUUACAUACUUUUCUUUUUCCAUAAUAAGUAACGGAAUACGUUGGAUUUUUACAUAA